CGACGUCGUAGGAAGUAGUUCUGAAUACAAAGAUCCAGAAAGGGGGAGAGAGCUCUGAGUAAACCAGAGGGAGAGAGAUUGAGAAAGCGAUGAGCGGAAUAGCAUCGGUAUCGUUCUUAGCUCGAAGAGCAUCGCAGAGGGAGAGGGUUCGGAUCCUCUACAGGCGUGCUCUCAGAGACACUCUAAAUUGGGCCGUCCAUCGUCAUCUCUUCUAUCCUGAUGCGGAUGCCCUAAGGGAGCGAUUUGAGGUCAACAGAAAAGUGGAAGAUGUUGAAACUAUUGAUAGACUUAUAGCUGAUGGUGAAGCAUCCUACAAUAAGUGGCGGCACCCUGAUCCUUACAUUGUUCCAUGGGCUCCUGGUGGUUCCAAGUUCAACAGAAAUCCAGUGCCGCCAGAAGGGAUUGAGAUAGUGUAUGACUAUGGCAAGGAAGAGGCUGAACUAGUAUGAUAUUCUCCCAUGAAAUGAAUAAAAGGUUCAUAAAGUUGUGGGCAUGCAAGGAGAGUUGCAUCCAGUCCUGUCUUCUUUUUUAGUGAUUCCGUCUAGCUUUGAACAAUGAAACGUUAAAUAUGUUUUCUGGUUUGAUAUUUAGAGAAAUGGGAAUUGGCAAUGGCACUAUGCUCACUUAAAAUUGACCGUUUAGUAGUUGUGAGCUGCAUACCAAGAAUUGCAAAAAUAAAUGUCAGAUUUUGAUUUGAAAUUUGUUUGGCUUACAAUUUGUCGAAUUUCAGUAAUCAUUAUUCAUGUCUUAACCUUCUUUUUAAAAGUAUUGUGAGCUAUCAUUAAUGUAUUGUUGUUUGAACAGUUUCUUUCUUGUUAUAAAAGAUUGUAUACUUGCCUUUA
Solanum pennellii is the source of this 842-nucleotide messenger RNA. RefSeq names its product NADH dehydrogenase [ubiquinone] 1 beta subcomplex subunit 9. The record is from RefSeq and is a predicted model, not a curated record. Gene Ontology annotation, biological process: mitochondrial electron transport, NADH to ubiquinone. The transcript is spliced from 6 exons. The coding region runs from base 90 to 449 and encodes 119 amino acids. NCBI's taxonomy places the organism in Eukaryota, Viridiplantae, Streptophyta, Magnoliopsida, Solanales, Solanaceae.